AUGUUACGGCAAGCUAUAGGAAUGAGGAAAAUAGACGUGGCCGUGUUAAGCGAGCCAAAUAAAAAAAUUGCUACGAGAAACAAAUGGCAGACAGAUGAUAACUUGGACUUGGCGAUACAAGUGAUAAAUAACUCUGGGCAUUCCCAAUACAGCGGCAAAGGCAUCGGCUUUGUCUGGAUAAACUACUUGGACAUAGUUAUAUAUAGUUGUUAUAUAUUCCCAAAUGAGGGCGAAGAAACUUAUCUUCGUUUCCUACACCACUUGAAACUAAGUAUCCGUAACCAAAGGAAUCAAUGUCUUAUAUGUGGAGACUUUAAUGCCAAGUCGGUGAUGUGGGGCUCACCCAUAAACGACCACAAAGGGGAUAUCCUCUCGGAAUGGUGCUCUGAACUGGACCUGGUCAUGUUAAACAGAGGCACCAUGCCAACAUUCAAAAAGGGCACCAGCGAGUCCUUUAUUGAUGUCUCAUUCGCAACGAGUAGACUAGCAACCAGAAUCCUAAGCUGGGAGGUAUCGGAUGAAGAAAAUCUGUCUGACCAUAACUUUAUUUUCCUGGACAUAAAAGAAGAUAGUGUAAGCGAGACGAACUCAUCUGAACAAAAACCGAAACAACUAGGAUGGAGUGUAGAUCACACAAAAAUUGAGGAAUUCCUAAUAACUCUGGAGAAAAGAUUAUUAUCUGUAAAAAGUACCAAAGAUAUGACACCAAAAGCAUGGUCCGAAAUUAUCACUGGCGCAUGCAACAGUAUCUUUAUGAGAAAAAAAAAACUGGGAGCUAACAAGAAACCUGUCUACUGGUGGAAAUCACAGACAGCCAAACUUAGAAAGGAAUGUCUGCUUAAAAAGCGUACCAUCGAGAAACCCGCGCAAGCCUGA
This is a messenger RNA of Cylas formicarius (sweet potato weevil), 876 nucleotides long. RefSeq lists its product as uncharacterized. The coding region runs from base 1 to 876 and encodes 291 amino acids. The transcript has a single exon. Gene Ontology annotation, molecular function: catalytic activity. NCBI's taxonomy places the organism in Eukaryota, Metazoa, Arthropoda, Insecta, Coleoptera, Brentidae. The record is from RefSeq and is a predicted model, not a curated record.